Molecule: messenger RNA, 2452 nt
Organism: Sphaerulina musiva SO2202
Lineage: Eukaryota; Fungi; Ascomycota; Dothideomycetes; Mycosphaerellales; Mycosphaerellaceae
Exons: 3
Coding region: 189-1709 (506 amino acids)
Biological process (GO): regulation of transcription by RNA polymerase II
Cellular component (GO): SWI/SNF complex; nucleus
Source: RefSeq, a predicted model, not a curated record
CUCAAUCACAACCUCCACCUCUCUCACCAACCUCACCGACCUCACCGACCUCACCUCUCUCCCCGACUUGCCUUUCUGCCUUUCCCAACACCAAACCCCGUCGGUGCCAUCAUCAGCCGCAGCCGCAGCGGUAUCCAUUCGUGAGGCUCCCUCCUCGAAGCCAGAGUUUCGUCUUGGCGAUCGGCAACAUGCAAGCAAACUACCGGAAUUACAAUCGCAGUCCGCAGCAAGCGCGACGAGGACCUGGUCCUAUGGUCGCGCCCCCGCAAGCGCACGCGCAGCAGCAGCAACAGCAGCAGCUGAGUGCCGCGCAGAUUCAGCAGCAGCAUCUCGAAGCACUGCGCCGCCAAGAUCUUGCGCGGAGGCAGGUGAAGAAGCCCACGGACCGCGAGAUCCCCGACGAGGUCAGUGAGGCAGUGGUGGGCGAUGGCGUGGAACGCUACAAGAAGCUGCGCGAUGCGGAAAAGAGACUGGACGCGAUCAUGAUGCGAAAGCGGCUGGAUAUUAGCGACAACCUGCAGAGGCGCUGGACUCGGCGCGAAGGCACACUACGCGUAUGGAUCUCGAACACAGCAGAAGGACAGCCAUGGCAGGUAGUAGAAGAGGGCAAUGCCAACGAGGAUGGCAUGUUCGAGCUGGGAGAGAAUCAGGCUACCUUCAAGGUCAAGAUUGAAGGUCGACUGAAGGAAGAUCCCGACGAGGAUGAAGCGGACAAGGCGCCAGCAGGACAUCGCCCUCGGCUGAGCACCUUCUUCAAAGCCAUCACUAUCGACUUUGACCGCAACCCGAGCUUAAAUCCAGAUGGAUACAGCCAGAUUGAAUGGCGCAAGAAGCAGGUCGCUCCUGGUCAAAUGCUGGAUCCGAAAGAUCCCGAAAACAAUUUUGAUCAGCUUGAGUUCACACGCAAGGCCGACGAGAACAUCAACAUCACGAUCAACCUGACGAGAGACGAGAAAAGCGAGCGAUAUAGGCUGAGUCCCGAGCUUGCCGAGAUCCUGGAUACGGAUGAAGAGGAUCGCGCUGGUGCGGUGCAGGGCAUCUGGGAGUACUGCCGCGCCAUGGGGCUUCAGGAAGAUGAUGACAAGAGGAAGAUCAUCUGCGAUGCGGCGCUGCAGAAGAUCUUUAAGCAAGAGACUGUUUACUUUCCAUACGUGCCGGAUUUACUUCUGCACCACAUGAGCCCACUCCCGCCAAUCCAAUUGAAAUAUACCAUCCGGGUCGAUAAAGCAUACAUCAGUGGGACCAAGAAUCCCGAUUCGCCUUCUGCUUUCCUCAACGAUGAAGAGGAGGAGGCGAGGGCCGACCUGAAACCAAGCCAACCAACGGUGUAUGACAUUCGCGUGCCGCUGCCAAACCCACUCAGUCACCAGUUGACGCGAUUCCACACAUCCAAGACUCAUCUCAAUGACCUGCAAACCAUUGUAAAGAUCGAUGAUGACCUUGCGUUACUGGUCCAGAAGAUUCACCAGACCAAUGCUAAGCGCAAGUUCUACAACAGUCUUUCAAAGGAUCCAACAACGUUUGUCAAGCGAUGGAUUAGCUCUCAGCAACGCGAUCUUGAGGUGAUUCUCGCUGAAGCCACACGCGGCGGCGGAGAGGAUGCAACCAACGAGGAGUUUCGACGUGGUGGCAAAGACGGCGUUUGGGGAACCGAACUGGCAAGGGAGAGCGUGGGCCUCUGGCUCGCCCGCAACCAGAAACCAUCCUAGGUGGGUGGUCACGUAUCCUCAAACACUGCAUCGCUACAGUACAGAUUAUACAAGCAAAACAUGGACAACGCUGGCCAUCGUCCGUUGGCUGUUGGUCGCGAUAUCCACGUUCGCACGAACGGAGCCUCUGAACUUUCAGCACACAGCUCGAUGCUGGCGAGCUACCUUCCGACAGCUCCAAACGUACGACAGACUGCAGAGGACCCAGAGAGUACACUGUGAGAUCGUUUGGCUCUACGAGUGCACCAUCAUCGGGUCCCAUCUUCGGCUGGCUUUCUCUGGGAAACUUCGUGGAAAGCCCUCUUCCCCCUUCUCUUCCGAGACUCCAUACAGCGUCACAGGCGGCCUUUCUGCUCUCUCAGCCUGCUUACAUGUACAUGGGCUCGACUCGUACUAUGGUUUCACCACAACCGACAGGGAGCCUGAACAGUAUGUCACCAGACCAGGAGCAGAAGCUAGUGCCAAGCUUUUCUGCUCUGCAGGGGAUGCUUCAGGCGAAAGCAAAUACAGCCACCUUCUACAUGCGGCUUGAGGUAUGGCGGCUUGAGUUUUCGUAAAAUAAUGUACAAGAUCUGCAGAGAGUGUCGAAGAAGAAAGCGCCAGUCAGAGCAGUGCGAAGUGCAGAACGGGAGAUAUUGGUAAUGCGGAAAGCCAUCACGAGACAAGUGAUCUACUUCCGUGCUUGUCAGGCUCACACAGACAGUAGCAUACGUAGAAAGAAAACGUAAGGUACCUUAUUGUCG